AUGGUUCAUUGUUCUGCUGUAUGGUUGGAUAAUGAUCUAGAAAGUUUAAAAUCCAUUUGGAUGGAUAAAGACACGUUAAGCCAAAAUUUACACAUUUCAGCCACUACUUAUUUUCUUAUUAUACCGAAUGUUACAUUUUCUGUAUCAAUUGAAGCAAAUUGUUUUCUUCUCGGUUUACCCUUUCAACAUGGUGAUAUUUUACAUGUUGUCAACGCCAGUGAUCGUGAAUGGUGGCAGGCUAGACAAAUUUCAUUGCCGUCAGAUUUCCAAACUGCCAUCUCCCUAAAUUCAUCCUAUCUACCGGAUACUACUACUACUAAUAAUAAUAAUAAUACUAAUGAUAAUAACAAUAAUAAUAAUGAUAGUAUGAGUACACAAACGCCUGGACUAACUACAACCACGGGAUUGGGUGAAAACAAUCCUGUCACAACUGGUAAUAGUAAUGAAAAGAAUAAUAAUGGAAUUACACUUCCUAAUACUGGCAUUGCUGGUAAUACAUUAAGAAACAAUUCUCUUGACAUCAAUACAAAAGAUCACAUUCCACUUAUGUCGAUUACAUCAGAAACCAACAAUGGUCAAUUUGAUGGUAAUAAGAAAAAAAGAGCAAGUAGUUUAACUAGGAAUUUAUUGAAAUGCUUUACUCAUCGUCCUGUUAAAAAUGAUUCAAUUGGUCCAAUGACUGUAACCAGAACAGGAUCUUUAGAUGGAGUUAAUCAAAAAGAUCGACUACCUAAUAUUCGGAGCUAUGAUGUUGUUAUCCCAGUCAAAAUUUCCAUGGCACGUCCUUUAAUCCUCAUUGGUCAGUUAAAAGAUCGUGUCAUUGAUGAAUUAUUAUUACAGAAUUCUAAAUUCACAACAUGCAUACUACAUACCAGUAGACCACAGCGACCAAAUGAGGUUAAUGGUGUGGAUUAUCACUUUGUCACAUCGAAAUCAAUCAUGGAAGAGGAUAUCAAAGAAGGCAGAUAUAUUGAAGUGAAUCGUUUUCAAGAUCAUUACUAUGCAACGAGUUUAGAAUCUGUUCGUUCUAUCCUACAAUCGGGUAGAAUUUGUAUCUUAGAUGUUGAAAUUGAUACAGCCAAAUAUUUGGAGGAAAUUGGUCUGUUCCCUAUUACCAUACUUAUGAAACCUAGGUCUCUUGCCCACUUACGGGCGUUACAACGCCGGUUAACUGAAGACCAAGCCAAACGAUCAAUGGAGCAGAUAGAGCGUAUUGAAGAUGAAAAUUGGCGAUUCCUUUCAGCUAUUAUAACAUAUGACAAUAUCGAGAAUCUAUUAUCUUCAGUUAACAAAUAUGUUGAAAAUCAUGUUGGUCCUAUAAUUUGGGUACCAUCUGCAUUAUCUACCCGUGCUCAUGCUCAGUGUUUAACUAGUCCAUCAAUUAUUGAUAAUCAUGAUCAAUUAUUGUCAACUCGAAGUAAUAAUGAUCACAAUUAUAUUAUCAAUGGUAGUGGUAGUAGUAGAAGUAGUAGUGUCUUACCGCCAGCAUCAUCAUCAUCCUUUGUCAAUUCCACUGUUUAUCCAAUACAAUACAACAAUCGUAACUAA
This is a messenger RNA of Heterobilharzia americana, 1548 nucleotides long. The record is from the annotation of a GenBank genome assembly. Lineage: Eukaryota; Metazoa; Platyhelminthes; Trematoda; Strigeidida; Schistosomatidae.